This is a messenger RNA of Colletes gigas, 1399 nucleotides long. It is a transcript of the gene Caf1-55, whose product is annotated as chromatin assembly factor 1 p55 subunit. NCBI's taxonomy places the organism in Eukaryota, Metazoa, Arthropoda, Insecta, Hymenoptera, Colletidae. Gene Ontology annotation, biological process: regulation of gene expression. Gene Ontology annotation, cellular component: ESC/E(Z) complex; NuRD complex; nucleus. The transcript is spliced from 5 exons. The record is from RefSeq and is a predicted model, not a curated record. The coding region runs from base 101 to 1384 and encodes 427 amino acids. Gene Ontology annotation, molecular function: histone binding.
CAUUUUUGAUGAAUUCCGGCUGUGCUUCGCGGCUUUUUGGCGGGUUAAAGAUUUUGUCGGUAUUUCACGAAUUAUAUUAAAAAUUUAACGAAACGUAAGGAUGGGUGAUAAAGACGGCGAGACUUUUGAUGAUGCUGUAGAGGAAAGAGUUAUCAACGAAGAAUAUAAAAUAUGGAAAAAAAAUACUCCCUUUUUGUACGACCUUGUGAUGACACAUGCUCUAGAAUGGCCAUCUUUAACCGCCCAGUGGUUGCCUGAUGUAACAAGACCAGAGGGAAAGGAUUACUCUGUACACCGCCUUAUUCUGGGUACACAUACUUCGGACGAACAGAAUCAUUUACUUAUCGCUAGUGUUCAAUUACCAAACGAAGAUGCUCAGUUUGACGCCUCUCAUUAUGAUAAUGAAAAAGGCGAGUUCGGAGGAUUUGGUUCUGUUAGUGGGAAGAUAGAAAUUGAAAUAAAGAUAAACCACGAGGGAGAGGUAAACAGAGCACGAUAUAUGCCACAAAAUCCUUGCGUAAUCGCAACUAAAACACCAUCUAGCGAUGUUUUAGUAUUUGAUUACACAAAACAUCCUAGUAAACCAGAUCCAAAUGGUGAAUGUCAGCCUGAUCUAAGAUUGAGAGGACAUCAAAAGGAAGGUUACGGCCUUUCGUGGAAUCCAAAUCUCAAUGGAUACCUGCUCAGUGCGUCCGAUGAUCAUACUAUCUGUCUGUGGGAUAUUAAUGCGCCACCUAAAGAAAAUCGCGUUAUAGAUGCGAAAACAAUUUUCACCGGGCACACGGCUGUCGUCGAGGAUGUAGCUUGGCAUCUAUUGCACGAAUCUUUAUUUGGUUCUGUUGCGGAUGAUCAAAAAUUAAUGAUAUGGGACACAAGGUGUAACAAUACCAGCAAACCAAGUCAUACGGUCGAUGCUCAUACUGCUGAAGUUAAUUGUUUAAGUUUCAAUCCGUAUUCGGAAUUCAUUCUCGCGACCGGUAGCGCUGAUAAAACGGUAGCGCUCUGGGAUUUAAGGAAUCUUAAACUAAAGUUACAUUCGUUCGAAUCGCAUAAGGAUGAGAUCUUCCAAGUACAGUGGUCACCGCACAACGAGACGAUAUUAGCCAGUAGUGGUACAGACAGGCGCCUACACGUAUGGGAUCUUAGUAAAAUUGGCGAAGAGCAGUCUAGCGAGGAUGCCGAAGAUGGUCCACCCGAAUUACUGUUUAUACAUGGCGGCCACACAGCAAAGAUUAGUGAUUUUUCAUGGAAUCCAAACGAACCGUGGGUUAUAUGUUCAGUGUCAGAGGAUAAUAUAAUGCAGGUGUGGCAAAUGGCAGAAAACAUUUACAACGACGAAGAACCGGAUACGCCAGCCAGUGAACUAGAAGCUGGUGCUUCAUAAACCGUGAGAAAUAAU